Messenger RNA from Oryza sativa Japonica Group (Japanese rice), 2284 nucleotides. RefSeq names its product NAC domain containing protein 50. NCBI's taxonomy places the organism in Eukaryota, Viridiplantae, Streptophyta, Magnoliopsida, Poales, Poaceae. The record is from RefSeq and is a predicted model, not a curated record. Gene Ontology annotation, molecular function: DNA binding. Gene Ontology annotation, biological process: regulation of DNA-templated transcription.
AAAACAUUGGUUGUUAGGUAUGGCAAGAUAAAAGUGAAACACUUUUUUUGUUUUGAAAGAAUAUAAAGUGGUUCUCAAAAAAAAAGUGAAAGACAGAGAGGUCGGAGAAGGGAAAAGUGGCGAUGAAACAAGGGAAAGUGGAGAUGACGCCGGCGGUCGCCGCCGCGGCGGUUCUGCCGGUGGGGUUCCGUUUCCGGCCGACGGACGAGGAGCUGGUGAGGCACUAUCUGAAGGGAAAGAUCGCUGGGCGGAGCCACCCUGACCUCCUCCUCAUCCCGGACGUGGACCUCUCCACCUGCGAGCCCUGGGAUCUCCCGGCCAUGUCCGUUAUCAAGUCCGACGACCCCGAGUGGUUCUUCUUCGCCCCCCGCGACCGCAAGUAUCCCGGCGGCCACCGCUCCAACCGCUCCACCGCCGCCGGCUACUGGAAGGCCACCGGCAAGGACCGCCUCAUCCGCUCCCGCCCCGCCGGCCCCCUCAUCGGCAUCAAGAAGACCCUCGUCUUCCACCGCGGCAGAGCUCCGCGGGGCCUCCGCACCGCCUGGAUCAUGCACGAGUACCGCACCACUGAGCCUCACUUCCAAUCAGGCAAAAACGGUAGCUUCGUUCUGUAUCGCCUGUUUAACAAGCACGAACAAGAUGAUACCCAUACCCCGGCCUCCAAUUUGGACCAACAAUUGUCCACGUCUUCUCAAGGCAAUCCCCAAAAUGGCACACCUGCUGUCCAACCGGCCCUCGCCUCAAUAAUGAAGGAUCAUCAGACCUUACCAUCAUCUGGUUUCAGCCAACUGACUGAAAUACAAGAUGCUAGUACAUCUGUCCAUGACAAAGAGCAAACUGUAGCCCAUGACGAUGCUUUUCUGGACGUGUUAUCUCAACUUCCAGACCUAGAGCCUGAGCAAAGAUACAAUGGAUUCCCUAAUAUCACCUCUCCAAUUCGCCCUUACAGCGAUCACCCUUUUGUCGGCAAUCUGGGUGAGCAAGAUCUUUCAGCGCAUUUUGGCAGUACCUUGUCUGAGCAGGACCUGCAAAGUUUGUUGUUUAGUCCAAAUUACACCAAAAUGGAUAAGCACCCCACUGGAAACGUAGAGUCUAAUCCUACCGCGUCGUCCAACAAUCCAAACAAUAACACAUUACUCAUGGAUAGUUGGAGGAAGAAUGAUUCAUAUCAGAUGCUUCUAAUUCAGCGUGCAGACAACACAGAUGCUACUUGCUGUUCUUCUUCAAUCAAUGCACCACAAACAGAAACAAGUGAUGCUAAUCUUGAAGCAAGAGCCCAGAGUAGCAGCAUGGUCUACAGUGGAGUAGCCGAGGGCUCCCCCUUGUGCAACCAAGAUCAACUACACUCCGCAUUCAAUCCUCACAUGGAGUCACAAAAGAGUGGAGCCUUCUGUUGGGCUGGAUUGUGGACCCCUUAUCCCCAGCAUUGGUUCGAUACUAUCGUAGAACCGGGCAGGAGUGGCAUGACAUUUUCAGAUGCCUUGAAAGAACAAGGUCAGGAACAGGCACCUUCAAUGAAGCACUUGACAGCUCAAGAUCUCGUUGAUCCACAACAAGGAACUGCUGCAAGAAGGAUCCGCCUUGUAUGCUCUGUUGAGAGGGCAUCAGUCUCUCAACCUGUAUCCUCACAUUUGCAGAGUGAAUAUGAAGCUGGAUCAUGCUGUAACACUCGCAAUUCAUCUAAUAACAAGAAGGAAAGUGUCAGGAGUGAAGAUGAAGCUGGAUCAUGUUGUAACACUGGAAGUUCAUCUAAUAACCACAGCGAGGAAAAUGACGAUGCAGCCUCCCAGAUUAUGGAUGGAGAACCAAUGCAUAUUCAGUGCAAAGAGGAUACCCCUAUUCAAGUGGAUCAUUCAGUGGAAGUUAUGGACAAGCUCCAAGGCUUCUCCUUUCAUGAAGAGAUGUUGGUACAUGCUAAUCAGCCCCGUGGAACUAAUCUAAAGCAGAGGCUGUUGAGAGUGGAGUCUAGAAAUAGCAAUGAGAAUAAUGUACCUUCGUUGGAGACACGAGAACAGCAGCAUGCACCUCAUAUUCAGAAAUGGACUAGCUCUGUUGUGCGACUAGGGUGGGGGUGGCAGUGGCCGGCUCUCUUUGUGAUGGCCGGCUCUCUGCUUUUGUUGGUUGGUGUGUGGAAAUCUCUGAAUCACACUACCUGACUAAUGUAAAUAAAUGGUCGCUUAGCUUAAGCUUGGGAGCCUCAUAUAUACUACUACAUAUGUUCUUUGGAAAGUACUGCAGGUAACUGGUUCAUAUAAAGAAGUUGCAAGAGUUCAUUAGCUAGCCA